CUCGUUUGCGAGUUUUAAGGCAGAUUUUGAAGACGUAGCUGGUGUGUGAGUCCUCGUCUUUCGGUUUGCGCUGCGUGUUUGUUUGUCUGAUUCAGGGAACAAUGGCGUUUGUUUCUCAAUUCAGUCAACUUCCAUGCAGGACUCUCUCACUGAAUCCACCGCAGACUCAACUCAUUUCUAAACCCUUGAUUUUCCCCAUCGGUCCGAUUGUGGCUGGCGCCAGAGCCGCGGCGGGGAAGUUAGCGAUCUCAGCCAGACCUGCGUUUAAAGUACGUGCGGUGGAGAACGAUGACGUGUGGGGGGAGGAGAAGAAGGGACCGUACGCAGAUGGUCCGGCUGUGGCGGUCGCCGAAGAGGAGGAAAAGCCUCUGGAGCAAUCGGAGAUUUAUAAACUGAAGAAGGCGUUGGUUGAUUCGUUUUACGGGACCGAUCGUGGAUUACGAGUGAAUAGCGAAACUAGGGCAGAGAUACUUGAGCUGAUUGCGCAGCUGGAAGCGAAAAAUCCAACACCAGCUCCUACUGAGGCUCUGUCUCUGCUCAACGGCAAAUGGAUUCUCGCGUACACAUCGUUCUCGGGUCUGUUUCCCCUGUUGUCUAGGAGUACAUUUUCAUUGGUCAAAGUGGAAGAAAUUUCACAGACAAUUGACUCCGAGGACUUCACUGUCCAAAACUCCGUCCUGUUUUCCGGCCCUCUGGCCACCACUUCCAUUAGUACUAAUGCCAAGUUUGAAGUUCGAAGCCCUCAGCGCGUACAGAUCAUGUUUGAAGAAGGUGUCAUUGGGACUCCGCAGCUGACGGAUUCAAUAGUGAUACCAGAAAAUGUGGAGUUUCUUGGGCAGAAGAUUGAGCUUUCAGCAUUCAGCGGCAUCAUAUCCUCCAUUCAAGACACUGCUUCAAAUGUGGUCAAGACAAUUUCGAGCCAACCCCCAAUCAAGUUCCCAAUCUCGAACGCCAAGGCAGAGUCGUGGUUGUUAACUACUUAUCUUGAUGAAGAUGUUCGAAUUUCACGAGGAGAUGGCGGUAGCGUGUUUGUACUCAUCAAGGAAGGCAGUGCUCUCUUAUCCCCCUAAAACCCUUAAUCUUCUCACUAUAUUCUGCUGUUCCAAGGUGGAAAUGGAGGAGUUCUAUGAAGGGUUCAUAGGGAACUGAAUUAUUAUUUAAAGUUGCUGUCAAAUUCGUAAAUGGUAUUGCCUUUUGUUAAGGGCCAGCUUCAAUUCGCUAUGUCUUCUGUUAAAUUGGUAGUGGUCACUUGAGUAACAGAAGUUAUUCAAUGGUAUGAAAAGCUUGUUUGGAUUAGUAUUUUAUAUCCUAUUAAUUACUGUCUUUUGGGAUGGA
Messenger RNA from Cucurbita pepo subsp. pepo (vegetable marrow), 1335 nucleotides. NCBI's taxonomy places the organism in Eukaryota, Viridiplantae, Streptophyta, Magnoliopsida, Cucurbitales, Cucurbitaceae. The record is from RefSeq and is a predicted model, not a curated record.